AGCUAUAAGGUCCUUCCUGUAACAUGGCAGAAGCCACAUACAUGUUCGUGGUAAACAUCUCUGCUCGACUGUAGCAUUUAAAAUCCCUUUCGCGAUGGAGCCGGCGUCAAACACGCCCGCGGAGGCGAGCGCUACUAUGGGCUGCGACGGAAACACAGACACAUUUGAGAAAGUCAAAUCAAAGAGGAGUCAUAAACGCAAGCGGGACGCGGCGGAGGUGGAUAUGCAGCCCGGGGAGACGGUAGCGGCCAAGAGACCGCAGUUCCCGGCCUUAUCAGGAGACCAGCUCACGGGAGGCGCAGUUGAGAUGCGCAAGGUGGCUGUUCCUGCUCACCGUUACAGUCCUCUGAAAGAAAACUGGAUGAAGAUUUUCACACCCAUCGUCGAACAUCUGCAGCUCCAGGUGCGAUUCAACCUCAAAACCAGAAACGUGGAGAUUAAAACGUGCAGAGAAACGUCAGACAUCGGCGCUCUGACCAGAGCUGCUGACUUUGUGAAGGCGUUUGUUUUAGGCUUUCAGGUGGAGGUGAGUGUGACCGAGAUUAAUUCUGUUCGGUAGAGCUGGGGGAUAUGCUGAGUAUUCAUAAUCAAAUUAUGCCGAUAUGUCUUGCCG
This is a messenger RNA of Sinocyclocheilus rhinocerous, 613 nucleotides long. Its product is annotated as RNA-binding protein PNO1-like. Gene Ontology annotation, cellular component: nucleus. The transcript has 3 exons. NCBI's taxonomy places the organism in Eukaryota, Metazoa, Chordata, Actinopteri, Cypriniformes, Cyprinidae. The coding region runs from base 95 to 559 and encodes 154 amino acids. The record is from RefSeq and is a predicted model, not a curated record.